ACCGAAUACAAAUAAUCAAAUAUUAGAUGUAACUAGCAAAUACAAUAUACAAAUACAUUUUUACCAUUACAAUUAUUGUUCACCAACUUUCAUCGACCUGGUCGUCUUCGUCAAUUACAUUGCUUCUCUACCAAUUAUUCUUCUCUCAAUGUACUCAUAGCUGAUUCGUCCAUUUUCCUUUCGCUCCUCUCCUUUUUCUUUCGUAUUUUUAUGUCUUCUUAUCGCCCCUCCCGUGUCCGUGUAUGAGCGAAUACGCACACCUUCAUAUGACCGCGCCUAUCCCCAUCUCCGUCUUCAUCCCUAAUCGCAAUGGAAGACCUCUCAAGAGCUGAAUACCCGGCUAUGCUGGCCAACCUCCAGCCGAACCAAGCUGUCCAUGCUCUUAACGAUCGAGUCAAGCGCAUAUCCAAAGUCAACACUGAGAUCGCCGAUUGGUUACAGGAGCGCCGGAAAGUAGAGGAACAAUAUGUCCAAGGUUUGAAGAGGCUGACCCAGCUUCGCGUACCUAAUCCGCAGUCGGAACUGGGUACAUUUCAAGCACAAUGGGACAAGAUCCUCCAGUCCGCCGACUCUGUUGCGAUGUCGCAUCACAUCUUCGCUACUAAGAUCGAAAAAGAUGUUGAGACACCACUGCGAAACUUCCACCAGAAGAAGGAGAUGCUCAAUAUCCAGACCAUUCAAGGGAACCUUCAAAACAUGGCUAAGGAGCUAGAGGAUGCCCAAGACCGGUCCGAUAAGCUCAGUAAGAAGGGUGGCAAAGCCAGCGCUCAAAAGGUUGACCUAGCAGCUGGAAAACUAGAGUCUGCCACACAACAGUGGGAAUCGCAAUCGCCAUUUAUUUUCGAAUCUUUACAAGCCCUUGAUGAGACUCGACUGAACCAGCUUCGCGACCGCCUUACCCAAUACGUUACCUACGAGGCCGAACAGGCGCAACGGCAUCAAUCUGAAGCCGAAGAGGUACUCAACAGUUUGCUAGAAUAUAGUACUGCAGCCGAGAUUCAACACUUCGUAACCAAGACCAUCGCCGGACGACCUAAGAUCGAAAAGCGGACGGCUAUGGGACGACAAAUUUCUAAUGUGAGUGGACCUAACACCUCGUUAGCGCCUCCUUCUAGUCUGCACACGCCAGCUCCCGACGAUCAUAGUGAUCACUCAGGCUAUAAGGAGGGACAGCCGGAAAACAAGCUACGGAGUCGGAUUGGAACCAUGCUAGGCCGAAGACGACAAAGCGUACAUGGUGGCUUCGGCCAACUGCCUCAAACAAAGGGUCCGUUUGGAAGGAACAUCAAAAGUAGCCAUGGUAUAUCGCCUAGAGCCUCGUCAAGCAACCUCGGUGACUCAUCGCAUCGAUUAGGGUCGCUAGUGGAAGACCCGGAUACCAUUGACGCCCCUUCGCGUGCGUCGGAGGCGAGGGAGAAGCUUAGUCACGAUGGUACGAACGGAUUAAGCCGUGACGGCUUUAAUGAUUUGGCACCACCAACAACAGCAAGAUCGAUACAUUCCCAAAUUAACGGCACAUCGGCUGCUAUUGACGUCUCGGAUGUUCCACCUCCACCCGGACCCCCGCCGUCACAAAAGGAACCGGAGAAGGAUGCAGAGGGGUACAGCUUGCCUCCUGCCUCUAACGACCCGAUCUCUCAAGCGCAAAGGGAAGCCGCUGCGCAAGAAGCUGAACAGCUCUUCAGACUCAACAUCCAGAAAGAACCGGUUGCCGAGGAAGACCCGGAGGAAAAGAAAGCUGCGCUUUCAAACGUUGCUAACAGCCUCUCUGCUAUGGGGGUGCCUGCACGAAGGGUGGGCACUGUCAGGGGCCGAAGAGAUGUGCGAAAUACCAUUUACGUUCCCGCCCCAGUCUCUGAAGGCUCCAUGACAGAGACCCCGGCUCCUUUUGCCCCUUCGUUGCACACUCUGUCAUCUAAGCCUACUGGCCUUACUACUAUUGCUUCAGAGGCUAGCGUUACCGGCACCUCGGAUACACAGUCAAUUCGGUCAGGCAAUUCGCUGAGCAGUAUUGUCCACGCAAAGCACCCCGACAUGCACGAGCCCGGCCUUAACUCUUCUAUCAUGGAGACCGUCUCAGCCACGUUCGAAAAUGGUGAAGUCAAGACGGUGAAAAUAAAUGGCGAGAUCGCCUUUUCAUACAAUGCUUCUGAUAUUUCUAAUUUCACAUCUCACUUACCUAUUCGCAUCAACAACUUUUCGGCCCUUGAUGUUAUUGGCCCUAACCGUAUUUUUGUUACGAACGAUACCCCUGACCACCCAAAUCAAUUCACGUUAGAUCUAUCUCAUCUUCACAAGACAUCGAUUGGAUUUUCUUACAGACUUCAUGUUGACUCAAACAUACCCCCUACAGAACAAGUCCCCGUUCUUCUCAGUACUGCGUGGAAGCCACAGGGAGAUAAAUUGGGCCUCGUGAUUCAAUAUAAACUCAACCCAACUUUCAAAUUCUCCAGUUCCGGCUCUAGUGUUCAAUUCCAUAACUUGGUAAUCUCUGCCAUGUAUGAAGGCAAGGCGUCGGGCGCGCAGACCAAACCUUCUGGAACGCACCUCAAGGAGAAACAUAUAGUAUACUGGCGUCUCGGCGACGUGACCUUAUCUCCAGCAGCAGACUGGCAGAAAAUCGUGUGCCGCAUAAUAGGUGACCAGGGCGUGGAACCUAAACCAGGUGCUAUCGAGGCACGAUGGGAAAUCAACCAGCCGGCAUCGAUAGAAAGCCCGAGUGCCAUCUCGGUCUCAAGGUUUGAGGAGAGCAAGGGGAAAGAGAUCGAGCUCACCUCAGACGACCCAUUCGCAGAUGACACGGCGACUUCGGAAGACGGGAAGUGGAUCGACGUUCCCGCGAUCCGGAAACUAGUGAGCGGGAAGUACGAGACAAGAUAAGAUCCAUCUACAACCGACCUUGGCCGGAUACACACCUACCUAGGGGUGCGCGUACACCAUACCACGCCACGCCACGCAUUGGGAGAAGAUAUUCUUUUUUGGGAAAACAAUAGGAAAAUUAUUGUCUGCACGACGAGGGAAUGCUCUUUUGUACAUUCGAUUAGCGGGUUGUCAAAAUUGAGGGUUCCAUUUGUGCAUAACACCUCAUCUUUUUUUUCCCUUCCUCUUCUUCUUCUUUCUUCUCUUUCCCCCCCAUCCCCCCUUUUAUUUUUUUGAGUAGUUUCAUCUUGUUCCACACAAAUCUUCUACGUCUGUUGAUGAUGUCUACCACCUAGGUACCUUAUCUUAUGUAGGUCAGAUAUCAUGUAUAGGUAACAUUGAAGAAACUUCAACGUUGUCUAGGUUAGGUAGGGAUAUUAUACCUACUACUAUGUAUCUGCCUCUUUUUUUUUUUUACCAGUACCUUAUGUACCUUAUGUAGGUAGUGGCAUCGGAAGAAACCGUCAAAAUAUCGAUUUUUUUACAAAUCCAAAUCAAAUCUAUGUCACUUUUGAAA
Hypoxylon fragiforme is the source of this 3436-nucleotide messenger RNA. RefSeq names its product Muniscin C-terminal mu homology domain-containing protein. The transcript is spliced from 5 exons. The record is from RefSeq and is a predicted model, not a curated record. NCBI's taxonomy places the organism in Eukaryota, Fungi, Ascomycota, Sordariomycetes, Xylariales, Hypoxylaceae. The coding region runs from base 310 to 2880 and encodes 856 amino acids. Gene Ontology annotation, biological process: septin cytoskeleton organization. Gene Ontology annotation, cellular component: endocytic vesicle; cytoplasm; plasma membrane.